GAACAAGACAUUGUCUAUACGCGUCACACGGACCGUAUACCGUGUUGCACAGGUGGAUUUGGUGGUAGUUCGUUUUGGAAAAUCAGAGUUAUGGCGACUGAGACUGCCCCAAAUAUACCCUCAGAAUGCCUCGGACAUGGAAUAGAAGAGACUGAUAAAGGCAGAGCUGCCAUUAAAACCCAGUUUCUGACAACCAAAGAACAGUUCCAUGCGUUACUGGACUCUGGAGAGAAGUGUCUUCAUGGUGAAAAAGCCAGUGAUGAUACUGGGCAGAAAGAGACCGCAGAGGACUCUUUUGAAGAACCUCAAGAGAAGAAACUUAAAGUAGACCCCGAUGAGCAGGAGAGGACGGGGAAACAGGACAGUAAGCGAAUGCGGGGACAGAACAAGUCCAGGCCGCACAUGAAACCCACAAGCUACGACACCAGACGGCUCUGUCCUUCCAUCAUUCAGGAGCGUGAGGCCAAGUGUGUAUUUGGGGACAAAUGCAAGUUCUUCCAUGACGUUGCUGAGUACAUGGCCUCCAAGCCCGCAGACGUGGGCGAGCGCUGUUACCUCUAUGACACUUUUGGGAAGUGUCACUACGGCCUAAGCUGCCGCUUUGCCCGGGCCCACAUCAGCGCCGACUUGAAAAACCUGGUGAACGAGGAGCGCGUGGAGGAAAUGCUUGGGAGAAAGCCGGUGAGGAACAGCCUGGACAAGGACCUGCAGUGGCGACUCCGUAAGAAGGUGGUUCCUUUCACAGCAUCUGACGCCUACAUGAAAUCCGUUUUCAAAGGCGGACCGAAAGAGGCAAAAAAGGCUCAGUCGGCGGACAACGCUGAUAACUGCUGCUCAUCAGUGGCACAGUCUUUAUCUUCUGAUCAAGAGAAGCCCCAGAUAAAAGAGGAAUCUGAGGUUAUCCUGGAUAACAAAGCGAUAGUGAAGACCAUUGGGCCAUUGACUGAUACUGACAUCAUAAAGCUACGACAAGGUGAAAAGAAACAGGUGGACUUCAAAGAUAAGCUGUAUCUUGCUCCCUUAACAACAUGUGGAAACCUGCCUUUCCGUCGUAUAUGCAAACGCUUCGGUGCUGACAUCACAUGUGGAGAGAUGGCCAUGUGUACCAACCUACUGCAAGGGCAGUCGUCUGAAUGGGCGCUUCUCAAGAGACAUGAGAGCGAGGACCUUUUUGGUGUGCAGGUAGAGGGAUGUUUUCCUGACACAAUGACCAGAUGUGCAGAGCUACUCAACAACAACAUUGACGUGGAUUUUGUGGACAUCAACUCCGGGUGUCCAAUUGACCUGGUAUACAAAAAGGGUGGAGGUUGUGGCCUGAUGACACGUACCAACAAGUUUCAACAAAUCAUUACAGGAAUGAACUCUGUUCUGGAUGUCCCUUUGACUGUCAAAAUUCGUACCGGUGUUCAAGAAAAGACCAACAUCGCGCACAAACUGAUCCCAGAGAUGAAGACUUGGGGAGUGUCCAUGAUCACGUUGCAUGGGAGGUCCCGGGAGCAGCGCUACACCAAAUCAGCUGACUGGGACUACAUCAAUACCUGUUCUCAACUCGCCAGCCCCAUCCCACUCUUUGGUAAUGGAGACAUUUUGUCCUACGUCGACGCAAUGAAGGCCAGAGAGACUAACGUCUCCGGUAUUAUGCUGGCAAGGGGCGCCCUCAUCAAGCCCUGGAUUUUCACAGAGAUCAAGGAGGGGCGGAACUGGGACAUCUCGUCCAGUGAGAGGCUGGACAUCCUCAGGGACUUCACCCACUAUGGCCUGGAGCACUGGGGCUCAGACACCCAAGGCCUGGAGAAGACCAGGAACUUCUUGCUGGAGUGGUUGUCCUUCACAUGCAGGUACAUACCAGUUGGGUUGCUGGAACGAGUGCCCCAGAGGAUUAACGAGCGACCACCGUACUACUUUGGCAGGGACUACCUGGAGUCCCUCAUGGCUAGUCAGCAUGUCGGUGACUGGGUCAAGAUCAGUGAAAUGCUGCUUGGACCUGUACCAACAAAUUUCAACUUUUUGCCCAAGCAUAAGGCAAAUGCUUACAAAUGAGUUGUGUGUGAAUGCUUUACUAAUGUUGGAAAUGCUUUUUAAAAUAAUUAAAUGUCACUCUUGAGUCAGCAGUCCUCAAACAGUGCCUAUACAGGAUAUAGUCUACAUGUUGCUUUUCUUUUUUCUUUUAUUUUCUACAGUUAUCUAUACACCAUACUCCACCUUUGUGAGGGAAAGUUUUAUUUAAAGAAACAUGCAUGAAAAAUUCUACAGUUCAUUCUUGGUAAAAGUCUUUGGCACUAAUUCGGCUGUUGGGAUCAAUCUCUACACACUCUGGCUGGUCAUCUCAGGGAAAGUUAAAAAAAAGUAUUCGCUUUGGCUGUGUUUUCGGGUCGUAAAAUGGAGACAGAGGUGAAGGGUAGAGAUGGAAUUGAUCACUGUCUCCGGUGGGGAGCUGCAAAUGUGCAUGGAGCUGCAAAUGUGCAUGGAGCUGCAAAUGUGCAUGGAGCUGCAAAUGUGCAUGGAGCUGCAAAUGUGCAUGGAGCUGCAAAUGUGCAUGGAGCUGCAAAUGUGCAUGGAGCUGCAAAUGUGCAUGAAGCUGGGAGUGACACCACUGGGUCCCGGGUCUGUACCUUCCACUUCUUUAAUGAAUAUAUUUACCAUGCUCCAAAGCAUAUUCAAGGCCUUUCAAAUAUUUCUCUGCUUUUUGUCCCAUAAUUCUGUUGAAAGCCCCCUUGUGCUCAAGGUUCAUCGCUUUCUUUGCAAUUCGCUACCCAACUGAGGAAACAAAAAGAAACUGUAAAAUGUAUCCAGAAAUCAUGUGAAAUAUUUUUGAAAUGCAUGAAUCUCUGAGGUACUGACACAACAAAAUGUCAAUGUUGAAGGGAGGGAAAGAUAUUCUAUAGGCACUGGACUGCUAACAUGAUAAUUAGACUUAUGCACUAAUUGUCAUUUCAAAAUGCUAAACAAUUAGCAUUCAUUUACAUUUUUAGUGUUGUGUAUCUUUUUUUUGAUGUAUUCUUUCUUACCAACUGAAAUACUGUAAGUUGAAUAAAAAUUGCUUUAAUUCUUAA
Molecule: messenger RNA, 3053 nt
Organism: Esox lucius (northern pike)
Lineage: Eukaryota; Metazoa; Chordata; Actinopteri; Esociformes; Esocidae
Gene: dus3l
Product: dihydrouridine synthase 3-like (S. cerevisiae)
Exons: 16
Coding region: 91-2040 (649 amino acids)
Biological process (GO): tRNA processing
Molecular function (GO): flavin adenine dinucleotide binding; metal ion binding; RNA binding
Source: RefSeq, a predicted model, not a curated record